AUGUCUUCGAUAGUCACAUUUAUAACUAUCAUUUCUGCUGUGAUAAUAGGAAAUAUUCUCUGUACUGAAGUUAAUAAUAACAGAAAUACUCACCAAAAUGCAUGGCAACAUAAUUGGUCAAAUGCUACGAAUACUCAAUAUGUCAAUACUCAGCAAUUUGGAAAAAAAUCUCCAACCACACCAUGGCCAGCUUUAGGUAGACAAAGAUAUCAAAAUAAUGUUCCAUCAUCUACAAGAGCUCCCCUAUGGGUAAGACCCAACAAUGGUCCUAGUUGGGUCAGAAAUACUCCAUCCCCUCAACAAAAUUCUAAUUUUCAAAACACAAGAACCCAAACUCAUACCAAUAAUUUUUUAAACAAUGAAAGAGAAAUAGUAAAUGAAGGAAAAUCUGCAAACCUACCAAAUAGAAAUACUGACAGAUUUAACAAUAAUAAUGGAAUAAAUAGUGUAUUUUCUUCAGGGUCUAUGAUGAGCGAGACCAGAGACUCUCAUAGACAAAAUCAAGGAUCUAAUGGUAAUCAAAAUAGUGAUGUAAGUGAUGAUGAGUUAAGACAGUUUUCAGAAGAAUUGUUAAAUAGAGAUAAUAGUCCUGCUCAAUAUGUUUCUGUGAACUUUCAAGGCAUGACAUCAUCACGGUCUACUAAUGAUGAAGCUCCUUUGCCACUACUUUCUAUUGACCAAGCAGCAUAUUCGAUGCCCUCAAUUUCAAAACUUACUCCUUUGUAUAACAACUACAUUGUGGAGACAAAUCAGAAUGAAGUUUAUACAGCUCAAGAAAAAAAUGAAGAAAAUGAUCUUCUUGGUGUAGUAUUGUCAACACCUGUAAUGCAACAUACAAGAAAUUUUUUGAUUAGUAAAGGUAAAAUUGGAAGAGACCCACAAGAAUUCAAGGAAUUGCUUCGAUUGAUUUGGUUUAAUAUGUACUCAAGGGGUCAAGGAAAAAUUGGUUCUAGUGGAUUUGAACAUGUGUUUCUAGGAGAAUUAAAAAAUAACCAAGUGUCUGGACUGCAUAAUUGGGUUUAUUUUGGCGAAGAAGAAAAAAAACAUGAAAUUAACUAUUUAGGUUAUAUGAAGAAGAUUGACUUGGGAGGUAAAGGAUUUAUCCUCAAAUUUCACUUUACAUUCCAUGGUGUGGAUAAACCUGUUGAUUCUAUGUUCGUCGGCACUAGUCCUGAACUGGAAAUGGCUUUAUACUCAACUUGUUUUAUACUAAGAGCCGAUAGAGUGUGUCCGCUUAAAAUGAAUGGAAACCGUUUUAUUAUCAGGACAUAUACCUUUAGAUAUCGAGGAAAAAAUAUGAUUGGAAGUGCUUUUGCUGAGAUUUAA
Psylliodes chrysocephalus is the source of this 1326-nucleotide messenger RNA. Lineage: Eukaryota; Metazoa; Arthropoda; Insecta; Coleoptera; Chrysomelidae. The record is from the annotation of a GenBank genome assembly.